CGGUGUACACCCCUACUAAUAUGAGUUGAAAGAGGAAGAUUAAAAGACGAAGGCACAUAUUUCCUCUAAAAUUGAGCAUCUUUAUCCUACUUCUGUAUCUCUCUCUUAUCCCUCUAAACAAGCACUCUCUAAAAGCAUAUUUAUUCCUAUCUUUUUUUUUUUUUUUUUUUUUUGAUACUCCGUAGUAUUUAUUUUUGACACCUAGAACUUUCCUAAACCCCUCAUACCAAACACCUGGAACUUAGUACCCCGUAUUUGUUUUUGACACAACAAUUCUCUCUCUUCCAAUCCUCUAAUAAUAGUGGCGAUUUCAAAGGGAGUUGCGAUUGGAAUUUCAUUGUUGCAGUCAAAUGAAGGUUGGGAAAACAAACUACGUCCUUCUCCCUGAUGAUUUGAUCGGGGCAUCUUUUCGAGGCUGUCAGUGAAAGACUUGUUACGAAUAAGAUGCGUGUGCAAGUCAUGGCGUGCCCUCAUUGACGACUAUAGCUUCAUAUUGAUGCAACACCAUGCUCAAUAUGCUACUAGCAAAGCAGAUGGCGAUGUACCAUUCCUCCUUUGGUUUCAUAUGAUGUUAAUGCAUCCAGAUCAAUGCCAUCUUUUUUCUAAACACGGAGGGGAUGAUGUUCUUUUGAAUUUGAUAUCAGAUGUAGAACGCGAUAGAAGAUUUGCUCUCACUGUUGAUCCUAAUGUAAUAGUGAACACUAUAUGUAGAGGCAGCGGAAAUGGCAUUAUUUGCUUUAACAUUGAAUUGUUUAAUAAUCAACUAGGGGACUUUGAAUUCUAUUGUGGGUUGUGGAAUCCGGCCACAAGAGAUUUUAAGAUUGUUGCAUUUCCAAAAGCCCCAGAUCAAUUGUUGCCUCGAUGUUCUUGUGUUGUUGGCUUCAUGUAUGAUGCUUUGUGUAACGAUUUCAAGAUUAUGGCAAGAACUUGUAUCGUGUCUGACUCUGACAGCCCAUACAUAAAUUUGGCCUAUGAUAUCUUCUCACUAAGCACCAACUCGUGGAAGAGGCUUAGUAAUCAGCCAAUUUACUCGGGUGCUCGUGGCCCUGGCCUUGCUAUUGUCUCACCUUCGACCAUGGAUGCGUUUGUAAAUGGUGUUUAUUAUUGGAUUGCCGACUUGUCUAAUGAUGAUGAAACCAAGGAUUAUAUCCUUUCUUUUCAGUUAAGUACCGAGACGUUUAAGUUAUCUGAUCUACCACAAGGGAUUGCUCAGCCCAUGAACAUGAAUAUAGAUCAAUUGUUCGGACGGGAGAUUGGUCUGUACAAAGAAUCCCUUGCAAUAUAUGUUACCCAAAAUCCCGAGCAACAAGUUGGUCACGUUGAAAUCUGGGUAGUUACCGAAUUUGACUAAGUGGGAGCUCCAAUAGCAUGGCAGUGCUUGUUUGUAACUGCACCAAUUCAGGUAAGUUCUGGUCCAUACGUCGUGGGAUCACGGCUGGAUGGUGAUCUCCUGGUCAAAAUUGAUGACAUGCUUUGGGUUUAUAAUCCCGCAACAAACAAGUUUUCGGAAAGGAACAUAGCAGUUUCGCAGUGCUUUAGAUAUGUAGAGAGUCUAUUUCCUCUAACAAGGAGAGUGAUCAGGGGUUAAUAGUGCUUCAUCUUUUGCUGUGGACAAUGGAUUUGCUUCAAAUUGUGGUUUGGAAUUUUGGAUGCUCCUUCUUACAAAUCAAACAUAUUCUUGUAUGUUGUAUUAAAUAUUCUUUAUGUUACGGUCUCUAUAUUAUGUAUAUUGCAGUAUGAUUCUUUCUUUGGUUUA
Molecule: messenger RNA, 1756 nt
Organism: Chenopodium quinoa (quinoa)
Lineage: Eukaryota; Viridiplantae; Streptophyta; Magnoliopsida; Caryophyllales; Amaranthaceae
Product: putative F-box protein At3g16210
Exons: 2
Coding region: 497-1351 (284 amino acids)
Source: RefSeq, a predicted model, not a curated record